ACUGUAGGAAUAUAAAAAACCAUAAGGCUUAAAUAGUUGAUAGGAGAGUGUCAUAAAAGCGAAGCUAUUGUGGUCGUGCAGGCUGAGUGUCAGAUUCGUAAACGAAAGAUUCGAGUUCGAAUCUCAGUCGCUUUGUUAAUCAGUGACAGUGUAGUGCUCUGUCGUUGAAGUUUAAGAUCCUUCGUAUUGUUCUUCAUUUAACGUAAAAUUUGUGUUAUUCGUGUAAAGCAAGUGUGCAAUUGAGAUCUUCGAUGGAGAAUCUCAAUUGUUAUGUUUGCUUUACACGACAGAUACAAAUUUUUGUCUCUUUUUUAAUAGCGCUCAGUUGCAUUUUCUAUAAUAUUUACGUUAAAAAAGAAGCAUUUAUUGUACUUGGAUGAACAAGCCUAAUGUAGCCUAAUGUUAAAUGUAUUGAAAAAGUGUGUGAUCGAAAUAAUAGUAUUUUUAAGUAACUAUGCAGGCAGUUUAUUGUGUGACUUGUUAUCACAUAAUAACAUAUUAUUUUUAACUAACCUAACUUAAAGAAAUAUUCCAAACUCCAAAUGAAUUAACACAAAUCACAGAAUUAAUAUAGAGUAAAUUUGUAUUUAGUGUAAAAUAUAUUGCACAUUAUAUAAUGGAUGUGUUGGAACCAGAAUUAAUUUGGGUUAAUGGACAGUGCUAUAGAUUUUAUGAAAGUACUGCAUGGAAAAACAUUCAUACAUCUGAUCCAUACAUGGAGGAUAAAGAAUCAAUUUGUUUAAAUGAAGAAUCUGAACCUGAUAUAGAGAUGGUAUCUCAUGGCUCGUGCUUUAAACAUACCUUUUACGUACCCAAAAUUUUUUAUUCACAUAUAAUUGGUACAAAAGGUAUAACACGCAGAAAAUUGGAAAAUGAGACAAAAACAAAUAUUGAUAUACCUAAAAAAGGGAAAGAUGGAAACAUUGUUAUUACUGGACAGGAACGUAAAGCUAUAAUAUCUGCAAGACAUAGAAUUGAUUUGCUAAUAGAAGCUUCAAAGAAAAAGAUACGUUAUACACACUUCUUGUCAAUUCCAUUAAAUAAAAAGAAUAUAAUUGAUAAAUAUAUUUCUUUCAAGAAAGACAUAUUAGAGAAAUAUAACAAAACUGCAUCCAAUAUUGAUGAAUCGAUUUUUCAAUUACCAGCCAAGUUACAUCUUACUAUUGGAAUGCUCAAAUUAUUUGACGAUAAUGAUAAAGGAAAUGCUAUCGACGCUCUCAUGAAUUGUAAAACAAAUAUUAUAGAUCCUAUUAUUGAAGAAACAGGGCCAAUAAAUAUACAAUUACAAGGAGUUUCAUGUAUGAAUGAUGAUCCUUCUGAUGUUAAAAUAUUAUAUGCACAAAUUGUACUUAAUGAAAAAUUACAAGCACUUGUUGAUAAUGUUGCUGGAUAUUUUAUUGAUAUAGGUUUAAUGGAGAAAGAAUAUGAAAAAAUAAAAUUGCAUGUUACUUUGAUGAAUACAUCAUUUAAACGUGAUUAUCAAGGGAGAUUUAAGGAAAAAUAUGACGCGAGUGAAAUAUUAAAAGUCUAUAAGGAUACAUUGUUUGGAGAAACGACAUUAAAUCAGAUUGAUAUAUCUGAACUUCAUACGGCUACUAAAGAUAAUUAUUAUAAAUCGAUAAGUAGUAUUACUUUUUAAGAUAUUUAUAUAAUGCUAAGGUUUAUUGCAAAAAAUUAAGUUACAGAAUAUCUACUAUUUAAAUAAUACGUGUAUAAUAAUAAUACUUUAAUUAUCAUUUUAUUUAAUAUAUUGGAUAUAUUAAAAUUAAUUAUUAAAUUAAUUACUAUGAUUGAUAUACAUAUUUUAGAUAAAUUUUAAGAAUUUAAAAAUAUGUAUUUAUUUUUAUUGCAUAUAUAAUUUAUUUGCAUUAAUUAAUUAUAGUUAGCAUAAUUUUAAUUUAAGCAUACUAAUGGAUACGUUUUAUCUAUGAGAAUGUUCUAGAGCAAUUUGAAAAGAAAUUAUUUCCAACGAAUCAUUUCCAGUGACAAUAGAAAAAGACCUGAAAAUUUAGUUAUUAGAUAAUCUGAAAUAUUAUUGGUUCAGACGAUUUUCAAAAGAUUGAAGAAUUCGUUAGAAAGAAGGAGAAGAAAGGGUAGGAGAAAAAUAUACCUAGAGAUAUACCUAGUAUCCUAAGAAAAGAUAAAUGAAAUAUACCUUAACAGACUAAGCAGAGAAACAUUAAGAAAUAUGUGUGAAGAAAAAUGUAUUAGAGUGUCAAAAAGCUAUAAUUAAUUUUUUUAUUUUGCGAAGACAAAUUAUAAAGUUAUAUUAAUGAAAAUAUAUAUAAUAUAUUAAAUUCACAUGUAUUAAAAAAUAUUAAAAAUAGCAUUUGUGGUGAAACGAGAGUAGAGGCAGAAGAAAGAAAAAA
Molecule: messenger RNA, 2369 nt
Organism: Pogonomyrmex barbatus (red harvester ant)
Lineage: Eukaryota; Metazoa; Arthropoda; Insecta; Hymenoptera; Formicidae
Product: activating signal cointegrator 1 complex subunit 1
Biological process (GO): DNA alkylation repair; regulation of DNA-templated transcription
Cellular component (GO): nucleus
Molecular function (GO): RNA binding
Source: RefSeq, a predicted model, not a curated record